AGCUCUGCUUGGACGUUUCCUGAGCAAAGCUAGCUAGCUGCCUGCAUCCCCACAGAUCGAUCUUCCAGGCUGCAGUGUAAUUCAUUGGUUCGAGGAAUUCGCUCAGGAUAAAACCAAAUAUGGCAAGUGCACAUGAUGAACUCGAGAAGAAGCCACAAGAUUCAAAUGCUGCACCAAUUCGAUUUUCACUAGAAUAUUUAAAAGACAUCACAUCUGAUUUUUCCACUAAGUCAGUGCUGGGGGAAGGUGGGUAUGGAGUGGUUUACAAGGGAAUUCUUCAAUGUGGUAAAAUUAUUGCUGUAAAGAAACUUCGGGAACUACAUCAAAAUGAUGAGACAUUCCAAAAUGAGAUCACUUAUCUUAUGGGGACUAAGCACGAAAAUGUAGUACAAUUUGUUGGUUACUGCGCAGAAUCUACAUGGGAAUUAAGAGAGUAUCCAAGUGGGAGUGGGAAGCAUAUUCUUGCUGAAAUGCCAAACAGGUUGCUCUGCUUCGAGUAUGUAUCCAACAGAAGCCUUGACAAACAUAUAUCUGACGAAUCUUUGGGCCUUGAGUGGAAUACGAGAUAUGGCAUAAUCAAGGGGAUUUGCAGUGGCUUGCAUUUCCUUCAUGAGGAACGCUAUAUUGUUCAUCUGGACCUCAAACCUCAAAAUAUAUUGCUGGAUGAUACUAUGAUUCCGAAAAUUGCGGAUUUUGGAUUGUCAAGGCUCUUUCGCGAGAAGAAAUCACGAACUGACACUGUUAAUCGUGCGGGAACACUUGGAUAUAUGGCACCAGAAUACAUAAACCAAGGCUUAAUCUCUAAGAAGGCAGAUAUCUUCAGUUUGGGUGUAAUAAUAAUGGAGAUAAUCACAGGUCGUAGGGACUAUCCAGAUGUCAAGCAGGAGAGUCCUCAGAGUACUAGCAUAUCUUUUCAGCACUUCAGAAAGGAAGUACUUGAAAGUUGGAGGAACAAAUUUGUAUCAUCGUCAGUGUAUAUACCAAUGGAACAAUAUACUCAACAAAUAAAAUAAUGCAUCAACAUAGCCCGAAAAUGCUUGAACCCUGGUAUGGAGAGAAGGCCUACUACAAAGGAUAUAAUCCAAGUCCUUGAUGCGGCAGACCAAGUGGAAGCCUGUGAAGAGUUGCUGUCGGCUAUGCAGUGCACAGACCAGUUGCUGGUACUAAACACUACCAUGAGCAAGGAUCUCAUACUGGAGAGAUUCACUAAAGACUUGUUCAACUACGAGACAGAUAGUGAAGUGUUGGACGAAGCAAAAUCUGAGGGUUAUUCACCAAUGCCUUUGUCGCUGUCGAGCACAGCCAAUCAGAAUUAUCAAGAUGCGGCAAAGGAAUCUAGUGAGCCACAACCAGCAAGUGACACAGCACCUGAGGUAAUCCUACCAGGCUCUGUUGAGCUUUUUAAUGACUCCCCACAUAUGCUCCACUUCCCCUUUGAACCCAAUGAGUUGAUCCCGUCCUCUCUGCACCUAAGAAAUAAUACAGAUGCACAUGUGCCAUUUAUGCUUAUGAAGAAGAGCAAUAACAAAGGGAUGUGCUUCGUAAGGCUGCCACUGUAUGGCAUUGUGCCUCCGAGAUCCACUUACACUCUCGUGGUGAUAAUAGAUAAAAAGGAAAACCUACCAGAAGAAAGAGAAGAUGAACUAAUCCUUCGUAGCAUUAUAAAUGGCAAGUGUAGCUGUACUGCCGUACGGCUUGCUUGCGAGGGACUCUUUGAGGAAGCCGAAAAGUCAGGAAAUACUGUGGUGCAUACAGUGAGAGCUGUUUAUGCUCGGCAAGAAGAGACAACAUAUGAGGUGAGUUAGUUCUUGUAACAAAACAUUUUUGCUCACCUGGGAUACUUGCAGUAGUAGUAUUGACUAAACAUGCUAGUACUAUAUAGGGCUGCGGACCUGAUUUUUCACAAAACAACAUAAAAUGCAGUGGUCAUGUCAACAAUAAUGGGCCCUUGACUGACAUAAUUAGUCUCUCAAGUUUGCAAAUAAAUAUACAUUAUUGUGGAGAAGAUUUUCUUAUGAAUGGAAGUCCACGACCACAGCUUAAGUACCUGCCAGGUCAUAAAUAUGGCUCAUGACUAUUUCAAAUUUGUCAAUUCGUUUCUGAAGCAAUUAUUGCCAUUUGUCAAAUGAGAAAAACUUAGUAAUUAAAUCUAGAGUUAUCAGAAAGAGACUCUGAGAUGAAUUAGAUUAGGAAGGAGAGAAACCUGAAACUCUUUGAGGACCCUCUCCUAUUGUUUUCCUGUAGAAAAAGAUAGGCAUCCCACGUGAAUUACUCUCUCCAUUUCUUUUUACUUCGCAUAUUAGGUUUGUCUUAAGUCAAAACUUUGUAAGGUUUGACCAAAUAUAUAUUAAAAAAUAUCAACAUCUACAAUACCAAAUAAAUGCAUUCCAUGAUGAAUCUAAUGAUAUCGAUUUGAUAUUAUAAAUGAUGAUAUUUUUUCUAUAAACCUGGUCAAAUUUUAGAAAGUUUGAAUUAAGACAAACCUAAUCUGUGAAGUAAAAAGAAAAAGUGAAACUACAUUGAAGAGGCUAAUUAUGUUGUGGCAUUGAAAUAUAAUGCUGCUUCAAUGGUGAGUUGACAUGAUAUGCUGAUUGAUGUUUCUGUUUUUUCAUGCAUUUACGAUGUUGCAAGCAAUCCUGCCUCCAGUAAAGGUAUGAACUUCUAUUCUCUUCAUUACAUCUUUCUCCAUUGAGGCGGUUUCUCUAAUGCUCAACCAAGUUUUGUUGUAUCGGAUCAUGCGUAUGGAUGAUACUUACCAUACUAGUAACAUUUUCUGUCUAGAUGCACAUCCGUCGGAGCCAUGGAUUAUAACAAGUCACUGGAGCGGACAAGUUAUCAUAUGGAGCUGUAACACACAGGAAGUGAUGGUUUCUCGUAAUGUCGGAAUCGGACAAGUUUGCUCUAUUAAAUUCAUUGCACGCAAGCAAUUAUUUGUUGUUGGGUUCACUACCGGUUCCAUCCAUGUUUACAAGUAUCAAAUUGGACAACUCAAAAAAAUAAGACACAUCAAGCAGAUCUCUGUUGAUAAUGGUCUCCAAUCACUAGCUGUUCACCCAACCCAAUCGUAUGUACUUUUAGUAUUUCAUAGGUUCAUAAGCCUUUGGGACGGGGAGCGAGGGUGGAAGUUGGUAAGAACAUUCACUGGUCACAGCGGGUUUGUAAGGCAAGUCACGUUCAACCCAAUGGACACCAACAGUUUUGCUAGUGCUUCGGAAGAUAACACGAUAAAGGUUUGGAAUAUGGGUUCACCUGAACAUAAGUAUACUCUAUCUGGUCAUUCUGGCGGAGUGAACUGCCUGGAUUUUUUCAUGCGUGCCGGGCAGCAACAUUUGGUUACUGGCUCCAACGAUAUGAAUGCCAAGAUAUGGGACUUGAAGGAAAGAAUGUGUGUUUAUACACUGAAAGCAUUCAUGUCUCCGGUUGUUUCUGUCGUUUCCCAUCCCACUCUUCCAGUUCUAAUUGCAGGUACAAAAGAUGGCACUGUUCAUUUGUGGAGCUCCACUGAUUUCAGGCGUAUGAGAGUCCUUCAUGUUAACAAGAGCGGAUUUGUUUCUGGUCUAGCAUGUUCUAUGGGGUCGAGAAGGGUUGUAAUUGGAGAUAAUCAGACAGUGUCAAUGAUGGAGAUCCAUGGUGAAGAACCGGUUGCUAGAGAUGGGAACAAUGAAAUUAUAUAUGAACUACCGCGUUGGUGCACCUAUCGUCAAAACAAACAAUUUCAGCAGUUGAUCCUGGGCGCUAUUGCUAUAAUAGUGUUUCUUCUUUAUGCUCUUCUUCGUCGUACGGAAGAGGAAGAGUUAUUUUUUCGUGAAGACAAUCAUCUUUACUUUUCUUAAUCCUGCGGGGAAAACUGUUGAAGACAAUACAGUGCUCUUUUACAUGGUAUUCACAAGUAUCUUACUUCAUGUAGGCACUUAGUAUAUAUGUGUCUAAUGUGCAUUCACCAAACAGAAAUUUACAAGUGCUGAGUGCACGACUAGGGCUGAGUGAACCAAAGUCUGCAUGGUGGUUGCGCAAUUUGAUCAGUUGUAGACGGUCUCCUCCAUGUUUUCCUUGCUGCUAGUACGAUCUCUCGCAUGUCUGCACUUCAGAAAAUGGUGCCCACCAUCUCCAUUCAGUCUGUUGCUGAGGGGGCAGACCGCGUCCACAUUCAUGCCGUGUCAUGGAUGAUUUCUUCGUAA
Triticum dicoccoides is the source of this 4178-nucleotide messenger RNA. RefSeq names its product putative coatomer subunit beta'-3. The transcript has 16 exons. Gene Ontology annotation, molecular function: protein binding. The record is from RefSeq and is a predicted model, not a curated record. Gene Ontology annotation, biological process: intracellular protein transport; intra-Golgi vesicle-mediated transport; endoplasmic reticulum to Golgi vesicle-mediated transport. Gene Ontology annotation, cellular component: COPI vesicle coat. Lineage: Eukaryota; Viridiplantae; Streptophyta; Magnoliopsida; Poales; Poaceae. Bases 2706 to 3833 code for a protein of 375 amino acids.